This is a messenger RNA of Caenorhabditis sp. 36 PRJEB53466, 771 nucleotides long. NCBI's taxonomy places the organism in Eukaryota, Metazoa, Nematoda, Chromadorea, Rhabditida, Rhabditidae. The record is from the annotation of a GenBank genome assembly.
AUGCAGGCCGCUCUGUUCCUUGCAUCGAUGGGACCACCUUUUCAAGUAAGUCUUCUAUACAUUUCCACUUUGAGCCCUCAAAAAGCACACUUCUGCAGCAACCACCAGGUCAGGAGGGUCCCUCUCAGUUGCGCAAGCUCUUCAUCGGCGGUCUGAACCAUGAAACGACUGGUGAACAGGUAGGGUUUCCAACAUUUUGAACCUUUAAAGUGGUCCCCCUUUCAGCUCGGCCAAUACUUUUCCAAGUGGGGACCUGUGGUCGAUGCGAUCGUGAUGCGUGACGCGCACACAAAAAUCUCACGUGGAUUCGGAUUCGUCACUUUCGCCUCCGUUUAUAGUGUCGAGUUGGCGAUGGCGGAUAGACCGCACGUGCUGAGCGGGAAGACGGUCGACUCGAAACGAGCGAUUCCACGCGAGCAAAUGGCGCCAACUCUGACGGUCGCCGGCUCAAUCUCAUUCUUCCAAACGUUCGGGCCUCCUCCGAGUCGCGCUCGCAAAGUGCUCUUGAGUGGCAUCAUCGCCGGAAUCCAUUCGAUCGACGCGCUUCGCAUUUACUUUGACACCUUCGGCACUCUGGAUCAAAUCGAGAUCCUCAACGGAUCCGGACUCGCUUUUGUGAUCUACGCGGCAAACGCGUCGGCGGAUCGGUGUCUGAUGCACAAUCUCGGGCGACACGUCGUCAACGGACAGACGAUCCACGUGCAGCAGUUUGAAAAGCGCUCGUCGACGACUACCGAGGACGAGUGCAACAGUUUCUCUUCGGAUGACUAG